Molecule: messenger RNA, 2160 nt
Organism: Panonychus citri (citrus red mite)
Lineage: Eukaryota; Metazoa; Arthropoda; Arachnida; Trombidiformes; Tetranychidae
Product: ABC transporter G family member 23-like
Exons: 1
Coding region: 49-2136 (695 amino acids)
Cellular component (GO): membrane
Molecular function (GO): ATP binding; ABC-type transporter activity; ATP hydrolysis activity
Source: RefSeq, a predicted model, not a curated record
UUUGAAUGCUAGAAUCGUUGAGCAUUUAGUUAACAAUUAAGACUUAACAUGUUGACAACUCUUGGUAUGAAUGGAAUCAACAAUAAUAAUAAUAAUGUUCUGUUAAAUUCUGACCAAUUUGCUGUUUAUGGUGAAAAUAUAUCAGUAAAUCUCGGUUCACUUUCGAGGCCUAAUUUUGUGCUUAAUAAAUUGUUCAUCUCAAUACCAAAAGGAUGUAUUUAUGGAUUGAUUGGUCCAUCAGGUUGUGGUAAGACCACUUUACAACGGACGAUAAUUGGCCUGAGAAAACCUGAUUAUGGUUCGUUAAAAGUGUUUAAUCAAAUUCCUAACUCGAAAGGAUCAAAUAUUCCUGGUCCUUUGAUUGGUUAUAUGCCUCAAGAAAUUGCUCUUGAUGAUGAGUUAACUGUGAGUGAACAAUUAACUUUCUUGGGUCGAUUAGCUGGUCUAUCAAAUGAAACAAUUAAGUCUAAGUGUUGUGAAAUAUUAUCCAUCAUGUCCAUUGCCGAUCCAUCAAAAAAGUCAACACAAUUUUCGACUGGACAACGAAGACGAAUCUCGUUGGCCUGUUCGUUGAUUCAUUCACCUGAAUUGUUACUUCUUGACGAACCAACUGUAGGUUCGGACAUUGUUCUAGUCCAUAAAAUUUGGACUUACCUUCGAAAAUUGAAUGAAACUGUUGGUACAACAAUAGUGAUUACAACUCAUUAUCUUGAAGAGGUAACUCGGACUGAUUAUUUCGGUUUCAUGGCGAACGGGGAAAUUAAGUUCCAAGGGAAACCAAAAGAUUUCAUGAGGUCAGUUGGUGCUGUUACUUUUGAAGAAGCGAUUCUUAUAAAAUAUAAUUCACUUAACAAUGAUAAAAAGAUGUUAACAAAAGAUGAACUAACUAAUGGAAACCAAUUAAAUCAAAUUGAACAACGACAAUCAACAUCAACCGAAUCUUCAUCGGUUUUCAAACCAAAAAUCAGUAGAUUUUAUUCACUUACUCUGUUACUUUGGAGAUAUUUGCUUCGUUGGAAAGCGACUUUACUAUAUCCUUACCUACUAUUGUGUAUCUCAUCUGUGUUUAUCGGUUACUUUAUGACCAACUUUUUUGGCCGUCCAAUGGUUGACCUCACAGUAGCUUAUGUAAACUUAGCUAAUUCAUCAGUAUACAUUUCUAAACUCAAUGAAUAUCUCGUCAGUCGUGAUAUUAAUUUGGUUAAUGUACCCGAUGAGAUUAUUGGACGGAAAAUGGUUGAAAACGGUCAAGCUGCGGCUUAUUUUAUUGUCCCGCAAGAGUUUGAUCUCGGUCUUGAAACUCGAGUCGCUUCCGCUCUCAGUACAAACGCAGAUGAAGCUCUUCAACUCGCUGGACGAAUCACAAUGUAUCAGGAUAAAUCGCACAUAAUCAUCUCUGAGACAAUUGUGAAAGAGCUCUAUGAAGCCUUGAUCGAUAUUAUGGAUUCAAUUGUCUCAUCGAAAGGUCUAAUUGGAAAUCGACUUGAGUACUUCAGCAUUCAAGGUGUAAUUGAACGAACUGAUGACCCAGAAUUGUUCGUGUCUAUGCCUUUGUUUCUCAUCCGUUUAUUGACCUUCUUUGUCGAAUCUUAUUCCAUGAUGAUGUUUACUUAUUGGGUUACUAAAGAAUCACAUGAACCAAUGAAUGAGCGGCUCUCAUCUUUGGGAAUUACGAACUACCAUCUAAAAGGCACCGCUACACUUUUAGCGACUUUUGCCUUGUCUCUAGCCUAUUUCGGAAUGUUUGCAGUUUUCAUUCCACUUUUUGAUAUUCCAAAUAAAGGUCAUCUAGUGCUCAUCGUUCCGAUAAUUGUUGGUUGUGUCCUUUGUGGAAUUUUCAAGGCCAUAUUACUUGGGUCAUUGAUCGAAUCCGAUGUGACCUGUUUCAUUCUCAACCUCUUUUACUCGGGAGUUACGUGGGCCUAUGGUUGUAUUGCUUGGCCUUACGAGUCAGUCUAUUAUUUCAUUCAACCCUUGACCUACUUGUUCCCUAACCAUGUUUCAUCUGAGGCUGUGAUCAGAAUAAUAGUCUAUGGUGACAUCAUCCACCCGAAAGUUAUCAAAGGCUAUUUGUUCAUAUCGGUAAUGGUUCUCGUUCAUUUAAUUCUGGUUCUACUAACAAAUCGUAAUAAAUAAAGUCUAAUUAAUCGUCACUUCUUA